Messenger RNA from Dunckerocampus dactyliophorus (ringed pipefish), 2431 nucleotides. Its product is annotated as class E basic helix-loop-helix protein 40-like. The coding region runs from base 205 to 1485 and encodes 426 amino acids. The transcript has 5 exons. Lineage: Eukaryota; Metazoa; Chordata; Actinopteri; Syngnathiformes; Syngnathidae. Gene Ontology annotation, molecular function: protein dimerization activity; DNA-binding transcription factor activity, RNA polymerase II-specific; RNA polymerase II cis-regulatory region sequence-specific DNA binding. The record is from RefSeq and is a predicted model, not a curated record. Gene Ontology annotation, cellular component: nucleus. Gene Ontology annotation, biological process: anterior/posterior pattern specification; regulation of transcription by RNA polymerase II; regulation of neurogenesis.
CUGGGUCAGGCUGAGCGGACAGACUGCAGAGACUUUAGUCCUCCGGUGGAUCCCUCUGCUCCCGAAUCACCGCUAAAGCUGGGGGAAAUCAUGUCCCACUGAAUGAGAACGCUUGACUGUUUUUUUUUGUUUAGGGACAAACUUGCCGCGUAACUUUUGUCGGAUUUGGGUUUCCCCCUCAACUACAUUUAACGCGUAAAGAAAAUGGAGCGAAUUCCGAGUGCGCAACCUCCUCCGAUGUCCACACAUCAAGGUGAUCUCACAGACAUGCACGGCAUGGACUUCCCCAUGUAUGCCUACAAACCCAGGCGGGGAAUGAAACGAGGCGAGGAGAGCAAGGAGACGUACAAGCUGCCCCACAGACUCAUCGAGAAGAAAAGACGUGACCGGAUAAACGAGUGCAUCGCUCAGUUAAAGGAUCUGCUACCGGAACAUCUCAAACUUACUACGUUGGGCCAUCUGGAGAAGGCUGUGGUUUUGGAGCUCACACUCAAGCAUGUGAAGACGCUCAGUACUCUACUGGAGCAACAGCAGCAGAAGAUCCUCGCCCUGCAGAGCGGCAUGCAUAUUGAGCAACCUCUGGUUAGCCAGGAGAAGUCCGAGGAGAUGUUCCGCUCCGGCUUCCACAUGUGCGCUAAGGAGGUUGUCCAGUAUUUGGCCAGUCGCGAGAGUGACGUCGACUUCACGCCGUCUCACGUCAUCAACCACCUUCAUACGUUGGCCGCUGAUGUGCUCCAACAAAGUCCAAAGCGACCCCGUUCCCCCAUCAGCCCUCCGCCAGAAGAAAUCCCCACUUACAGCCAGCACCAACCCCACAAGGAAGCGCCCGCCAGCUUGCCACCGAAACCCAGCGAGGGUUACGGGAGGGUGCCUGUCAUCCAGCGGGCGCAUGCUCCUGCUAGUAGCGAGCAAAGCGGCAGCGACACGGAUACAGACAGCGGCUACGGUGGCGAGCUAGAGAAGAAUGAGUGCAGCGCCCCUCAGAGGCACCCCGACUACUACAGCCACGAGGGCAAGCUGAUAAAGCGGAGCAUGGCGGAGAGGCAGAGCUCCAGCGUCAAGCGGGAAGACGACGAACCGAGGCACAAACGAGCCCGGGCGGAGUCAUCCGAGGAUGAGCUGCUCUCAGGUGCCGAAUCCUCAGCCUCCUCCUCCAGUGGCUACGGGAGCUACAUGAGCGUCUCACCCAACCAUCCACCUCCACCCCCGCACCCCCUCUGCAUGCCCUUCUACCUCAUUCCGCCCUCUGCCGCCGCCUACCUACCGAUGCUGGAGAAAUGCUGGUACCCGGGAACCAUGCCCAUGCUGUACGCCGGCAUGGGGGGCUCUGCCACCGCCGUCCCCAGCGAGAGGCCGCCUCCGCUGGUCAUGUCUCCCAGAGGAGGCUCUCCGGCUCCCGCGGUAUCCCAGACGUCCAUGGACUCCCCAGCCCUCCUACAGGCGUUGAAGCAAGUGCCGCCUCUCAACCUGGAAACCAAAGACUGAAAUGAGAAUAUGACUGAGAACGUCCUGCAGACCAUCAAGUCAUUUUGCUACUAUGCUCCUCGUCCUGGAAUGUAGAUCGUGUCAAACAAGACAAGGGAGAGAGGGGUGGAGGAAGCGAAGCGUCCAAAUGGUUGAAUGUUUCGUGCAAAUGGACUUGUCCUGCGCGCGCACGCACGCACGCACACACACACACACACACACACACACACACACACACACACACACAUGGUUGAAUGUAAAGAAAGGCGUCUCAGAUGCUGCUGUUGAGAAAAAACCACACUGACGCAUUUCACUUGUAGCUUUUGUGAUAAAGACAUGCCAUUUUUUGUACUAGAAAACAUCGCACCAAAUGUUAGGAAUAAGAAUUCACCCAAAGUUUGUUGCCUAUCGUUGGUUCACACCACCAUCAUGAUGACGAUAAUCACUUACAAUGUCUCACACUUUAUGACCAUACCGAAUGAGAAGUCAGCCAUUCACGAGGUGAGACGGAUUCUGAUGUAAUUACUGUGGAUAGACUUCUUGUACAUUUCUAUUUUUGAUACCUUGUCCACGCACUCGUCUGCAGAGCUGGGGGUAGAGAGGGAGUGUGAGAGAGAAUGUGUGUGCGUGUACAUACUGUAGCACUGUGCUGGACCUGGUCUGCAUACUCAACAUCUGUUUCCGCUCAAGUCAAACCUGGCGUUUGUUCUUGCUGUUGCCUUUUUACUUGUGAAAAACUCUCAGAUGUUCUCCGUUAACGCGCAUGAAUCCCAGAGCGCCACGAGUCAAAGGGGGGAAGAGAAGUGAAUGUAAAAGUUUUACCACAAAGGACUAGUUUUCUAUAGAGAGAGGUACUUGAGAUUUUAUAUUUUGGGACCUACAGGAAAGAUGAUUGCUGUUUGUACAUAUUUUGUCUAUAAAUGUUGAUAUACAUUAUGUAAGUAUUAAAGUAUUUUUUCCUGUGGAA